UUCCCUGAUUCUGAUAUGACGCAGUUAUCCUGCGACGUCUCCCCACUGAACGAAGUAAUGCCGUUCGUCUGAAGUUAGCUAGCAAGCUAACUCGUUUUAUGUUAUAUUUGUGUGUGUGCGGCGCGUCAAACUAGACUGUUUCAUCAUCUCAAACUGGUCUCACCCACAGGAUGAUUGACACAGAGAGGGGAUGUGGUGCUGGCACAGGAGAACCCAGCAGUAAGAGCAAGGAGACGGAAAAGAAGAAGAGGUCCCGUGUCAAACAGGUGCUGGGUGAUGUGAAGAAGCAAGUAGAGUUCUGGUUCGGAGAUGUCAACCUACACAAGGACCGCUUUCUCAAAAAACUCAUCGAUGAGUCAGACGAUGGAUAUGUUGAUAUAUCUGUGUUGGCAAGCUUCAAUCGAAUGAAGAAGUUGACAAGUGACACCAAGCUGAUUGCGAGAGCGUUGAAAAAUUCAUCUGUAGUUGAGGUUAACUUAGAGGGAAAUAAAGUAAGGCGUCAGCUUCCGGUCGGAGACGUACCAAAUGAUGUCGACAACCGCACAGUCUAUGUGGAACUUUUGCCCAAGGAUGUGACACACGGCUGGAUAGAGAGAGUGUUCACAAAAUGCGGGAAUGUGGUUUAUGUUAGCGUUCCCAGAUACAAGACCUCUGGCGACACCAAGGGUUUUGCCUUUGUCGAGUUUGAGACAGAGGAACAAGCACAGAAAGCCAUAGAGAUGCUCAACAACCCCCCUGAAGAUGCUCCCAGGAAGCCAGGGAUUUUCCCCAAGACAAAAAAUAGGAAGCCCCUCCCUCUGCCAUCUGACAAUCCACCAUCAGGUGAAGAAGAAGAGAAGAAAAAGCGAAAGAAGAAGAAAAAGAAAGAAGGUGCCACAGCGCAGACUUCUGCCGAAGAAGCCAAAGAGCAGGCAAUGGAAGCAGAGCCGUCUGAGGCAAAGAGGAAGCGCUCAGCAGCGGAGGAUUUUGAAUCAGAGGUCGCCGGCACUCUGAAGACACCAGACAAACUGUCAGAGAAAAAAAGACGACGGUCACAGAUGGCAGAGGGAUCCGAAAGUGAAGUACCAUCUAAGAUGAGGAAGACGAGUGAAAGCGAAGGAGAGAAGGAGAAAGAUGUAACAAAGACUAAUCCGCCCACUAAAAGUGACACAGAGCGAGGUGUUGAGGAAGGGAAAGAAAACAGAGAGGAUUCAACCCUGAAAGCAAAGAGGAAGAGAAAAAAGAAACACAAGGAGAAACUGAAAAUCGGGGAAGAAGUCAUCCCACUCCGGGUUCUAUCGAAGAAAGAAUGGCUUUUGUUGAAGGAUGAGUACCUGAUCUUGCAGAAGCGCAGCAUGAAGUCCCUGAAGAAGUGCAUUAAUAAGAUUGAUCAUAAGGAGCACACAAGUGGAGCUCAGACAAUGGAGACAGACAAUGAUCCUCAAGAUGGAAACAUGGAGAAGAGUAACAAAAGUGAGAAAGAGACUAACAUAGGCCCUCAGUUUACCAGUGGUGUCAUCAUGAAGAUUACAGACAACAAGCCGCUACCAGGGAGGAAGUUCAUCAAGGAUGCUCUGUGCAAAAUAUCCCCAGUGGCGUACAUCGACACCUUGGACGGAGACGCUGAGGGUCACAUCCGCUUUCACACCCCGGAGGACGCUAAAGCCGUCAGCGACGCUAGAGCGGAGCUACAGAAAGAGCACAGCUGGAAGCUCGAGAUUCUCGCAGGUGACCAUGAACAAAGGUACUGGCAGAAGAUCCUAGUGGACCGCCAAGUCAAGCUGAAUCGUCCGAGGGAAAAGAAGCGGGGUACAGAGAAGCUCAUAUCCAAAGCCGAAAAAAUCAUCCUUGCCCGGGCCAAGGAGGCCCAUAAGCACAUCCGUUUCCAAGAGGACUGACCGCUGCCGAAGCUCGUUUUCGACAACCACACGUGUUUAACUAUGUGGACUUUACAUGAUGCGAUUCGAAGGGGACAGUUGAUGUUAAUGUGUACUUGGCUGGAUGAGAACUGAACGGAGACUUGAAGUGUAAACUAGUUAAAAUGUCCCCUUAUGUUUUGUUUGCACUGGAGCGCCUGAGUUAAUGUGGAAUGCUGCUAUGCAUGUAGAGAGGUGAAGUCCAUCCCCUUCCGGUAGACCCCACGGGACCUUAACUUGGGAAAAACAUGUACGGUAGUCAACGAUGACAGACAAAUCAUUUUUUUAUCCCAUUUGAAUAGUGGCAGGAAUUACACAUAUGACGUUUGUCAAUUUAAAACAUAAUUUUGUAAGUCAAGAAAGUGGCGGUUUGUCGUAAUAUCAUUUAGUUUUGUGUGAAACCGCUCAGUGAGCUACAUCUCUCUUCUCGCAAAUUCUACGUCACCAUCACUAGCUAGCUGGCUAACUUAACUAUGUUGCACACACAGAUGAAACGUUAUCUUAUCUGAUGUGUUUUAUUCAGAGACUCCUGGUCUUUUUAUCAUCUGGGAAGCAAAAGAACGAACAAGACCUGUUGCUGGUGUGAGUACAUCCCAGAACGAAACGCACAGGCAUCGUAGCUUCAGCGAGAGAGACGUCACUUGCAUUGUCACAGUUGGACAUCAAACUAACUUUCUUGAUGUGCAAAAUUAUCUUUUAAAUUGGCAUCAAAUGUGUGAUUAAAACGGGAUCAAAAAAAUAUUUAUCUCUCGCCGUUGACUACCGUUUAUAUUUAGGUCCCGCCAUGGUGGUUCAACAGAAGGGGAGGGACUUCGCCUGUCUAUUGACCGUUUGGCAACAUUUUGUUUUAAUGGAUAACUUUUUUUUUUUAAGAAAGAUUCUGUAUAUGAUGUAAAUAUGAUUGAUUUUGAAAGGUCUCCCAGUUAAGAUGUGGACAAGUCACGGCAUUUCCUUUUGAGGAUAUUAGCCUUUUUUGUUUUUUAAUAAAAUGUCAUUAUUUGAUUAAUA
Molecule: messenger RNA, 2903 nt
Organism: Sebastes umbrosus (honeycomb rockfish)
Lineage: Eukaryota; Metazoa; Chordata; Actinopteri; Perciformes; Sebastidae
Gene: larp7
Product: La ribonucleoprotein 7, transcriptional regulator
Exons: 13
Coding region: 171-1877 (568 amino acids)
Biological process (GO): RNA processing
Cellular component (GO): nucleus
Molecular function (GO): mRNA binding
Source: RefSeq, a predicted model, not a curated record